Messenger RNA from Lactuca saligna, 612 nucleotides. The record is from the annotation of a GenBank genome assembly. NCBI's taxonomy places the organism in Eukaryota, Viridiplantae, Streptophyta, Magnoliopsida, Asterales, Asteraceae.
AUGGCCGAUGACCUUCGUAAUGUCGUGGCUCAGGCUUCUGCCCUUAUGGUUGCUGCCGCCAACCAGGAACUCUGUGAUUCAGAGGCUGAGGCGUCGAGUACUUUUGGAGCAGAAUUGUAUUUGGCCUGCGAGAAGGCCGCUUUGGAAGAUCAUGUAGCCACUUUGGAGGGCCCAACAGAGCGACUCGAAACUCAAGGCGUUCGUAAGGCAUGUGAGGCCCUUGGAUUUGAGAAGGGGAAUCAACUAGCUAGUUGUUCCGUAAUUUCCGGUGAAUUUGAAACGGCAUAUCAUGUCCGUGUCACGAGAAGAACUGAGGAGGUGCAUAUUGCUCCUUCUUCCUUUGCUGACACGGAUUUUGCGGGCCUCUUUUGCCUGGGGGAGCUAGAUUAUGACAGCUUCCGCCAGUUUUGUCAUAGUUCGGGCCCGGGAGCCGUGCCUCUUUUCCUCAUUUGUUGCAAGUGUUUCUUGAUAGGUUGGGGUUUCCUCUCAUUUCCACCACCGGGCCCCGGCAUGAGAGAGUUGAAUUUCCCCUUUCAUGCUCUAGAGGUGCUUGUACUUUCCCUUCUUCUCGACCCAGUGCAUGCUGCAACCAUGGGAAGCGCCUCCCCAUGA